AUGAAGGUUCAUGUCGGGGUUGUGGUGCUGCUCGCAGCCGCUUGCAUUACCUUCGCCACUUUCGCAGUGUCCCCCUCCGCCGCGCAUGUCAGUCUCCCCAGCUCUGCGCGGAAGGUUCUCCGCGAACUGCUGGGGGACAGCGUUUCCGCCGCCAUUGCACCUCUGGCUGGGGGGAACGGGACAACGACCGGUCAUCGUGGACGCGAUUCGGCGGAAGUGAAAGAAGCAUGCGAGGAGAUCUACGGGUUGCUGCCGUGCAGCAGCAGCGUGGCGGGCAGCAUGUUCCUCAUGGCGGCCUACGGCUACCUCGUGCUCGUCGCCGCGCAGCUCAUCUCCGACGGCUCCGAGCUGCUUCUGCAGGUGCUCGACCCGGGGCUGAUAGGCGGCCUGCUGUUGCCCAUUCUGGGAGCUCUGCCCGACACACUGCUCAUCCUCGUGUCAGGGCUGGGAGGAACGAAGGAGGAGGCGCAGGAGCAGGUGCUGGUGGGAAUGGGCGUGCUGGCAGGCAGCACCAUCAUGAUCCUCACCAUCGCCUGGGGCGGCUCUCUCAUCUGCGGCCGCUGCGACCUCAUCGAGAAACCCACCCGCCGCGACAGCAGCAGCAGCAGUGGUGCUGGUGAUUCUGCUUCUGGUGGUGCGGGCGGGGGUGGGUCGUUUGUGCUGGUGGCGAAGGAUCGCACGCUGACGCGGCCGUAUAACUGGUUCAGGACGGGCGUGACCACGGACGAGCAGACGCGCAUCGGCGCGUGGAUCAUGAUGGGGUCGGUGGUGCCGUUCGUCAUCAUGCAGAUCCCCCUCAUGGACGGCGCGAGUGGCGAGUACUACGAGCAGCAGUCGCGCAUUGCGGCUCUGCUCGGCCUGCUGCUGUCUUUCGCAGGGCUUGUUGCCUACUGCGCAUACCAGGUGCUGUCGCCCUGGCUGCAGGCGAGCAAGAUCCAGUACGCGCGAGUGCACUACCUGCGCACCAUGGCCAUCCGCGACCUGCACCACCUCGCCCUGCGGAACACCUGGGGGGGCCUCGUGCGCCCAGACGGCUCCCCCGACCGCGACACGCUGCACAAGGUGUUCCGGCACUUUGACGAGGACGGCAGCGGGUCGCUGUCUAGGAGCGAGAUCAAAGGGCUCAUUCUGGGCCUUGGGAUCCAGAACAAGGGCGACGUGCCACCAGAGAACGAGAUCCAGGAGUGGAUGAGGGACUUUGACAGCAACUCCGAUGGCGAGAUUGGCGUGGAGGAGUUUGUACAUGGCAUGGAGCGAUGGAUGGCGCAAUUCGGAGGGGGGGGAGGAGGCAAGCAGCACGCACGCAGGCAGUCGGUCACCAAUCUGGAGAGCAUAUUAGACGGGCAUGUGGACACGGCCAAGGUGCAUCUGGAGGGGCUAGAGGACUCGCUUCUGGAUGAACCAGAGGGAGACGACGAUGAUGACGAUGAUGAGGACGAGGAAGCACCCAAGACCCCCGCUGAGAUCUACCGCCAGGCCAUUAUUAAGAUUGUGGGGGGAGCGCUGCUAGUGACAGUGUUUGCUGACCCUGUUGUCGAUUCCAUCACCUCUUUCUCCGCGGCGUCGCACAUCCCGCCGUUCUUCGUGGCGUUUGUGGUGACGCCGCUGGCGUCCAACGCGAGCGAGCUCAUCUCGUGCCUCAUCUUUGCCAUGAAGCGCCGCAAGCGCACCAUCUCGCUCACCUACUCGCAGGUCUAUGGCGCCAUCUCCAUGAACAACACCAUGUGUCUGGGCACGUUCCUUGCGUUGGUGUACUUCCGGUCAUUGAAGUGGCAGUUCAGUGCAGAGGUCACGAUCAUCCUGCUUAACACCUUCAUUGUCGGCAUUCUCGGUGGCACACGACGCACCUUCCAGACCUGGCUCGCCUUCCCCGUUCUCGCGCUCUAUCCGCUCUCGAUUCUCAUUGUUGCAUUCUUAGAUUAUGUCCUAGGCUGGAACUAG
Messenger RNA from Closterium sp. Naga37s-1, 1941 nucleotides. NCBI's taxonomy places the organism in Eukaryota, Viridiplantae, Streptophyta, Zygnematophyceae, Desmidiales, Closteriaceae. The record is from the annotation of a GenBank genome assembly.